CCGCUGGUGAUUCCUCACGACUACAUGCUGUCUCUGUACUGGUCUCUGUCCAGCGGAGACAUGAACAGCAGCGCUCUGCACGAAGCGGGUCUGGCCAACACCAUCACCAGCUUCGUGGAUAAAGGACAAGAUGAGCGCGGGCCCCAGCUGAGGCGGCAGAGGUAUCACUUCAACAUCAGCUCCCUGGAACGAGACGGGCUCCUGGGGGCCGAGCUACGCAUCCUGAGGAAGCGCCUGUCUGACCCCCGCAGAGCCUCAAUGGGAUCUAUGGCCACAGACGGAGGCAGAGGAGGAGACGGGGGUGGAGGAAGCUCAUCCCCAUGCCUGAAGCUGUACACCUGCGCCUCAGGUAAACAAAAGGCUGCUGUGCUCCAGACUAAGACCACUGAGGAUCUGCUCAGCGGAUUCGGCAGCAGAUGGGAAGUGUUUGACAUAUGGAAAAUCUUCAAGGGCUUAAAACACCAGCAGCACCAGCACUCCCAGCAGCUGUGCUUUGAACUGGAGGCCCUGGAGCACAGAGGCGGUCGGCCCAUGGAUCUGCGCACGCUCGGGUUCGCACGGCUCGGCAGGACCAACAAGGAAAAGGCCUUCUUCCUGGCGUUUGGCAAAAGCAAGAAGCGUGACCUUUUUUACAACGAGAUCAAAGCCCGGUCAGGCCACGACAACAAAACCGUCUACGAGUACCUGUUCACCCAGAGACGAAUGCGGCGAGCUCCUGCCGCCAGGGGGGCUAAGAAGCCUCUGCAGCAGCCGCAGUCCAUCCCCCAACACCAGGUGGUGAAGACGAGGCCGCGCUGCAAUCGGAAACACCUCCACGUGAACUUCAAGGAGAUGGGCUGGGACGACUGGAUCAUCGCUCCGCUGGAGUACAACGCGUAUCACUGUGACGGCGCCUGCGACUUCCCCAUCCGCUCGCACCUGGAGCCGACCAACCACGCCAUCAUACAGACCCUCAUCAACUCCAUGGACCCAGAGGCAGCGCCGCCCACCUGCUGCGUCCCCACGCGCCUCACCCCCAUCAGUAUACUCUACAUCGACUCGUCCAAUAACGUGGUGUACAAGCAGUACGAGGACAUGGUGGUGGAGGCUUGUGGCUGCAGGUAGCAAAGAAAGGUGAGAGACGACACGAGAGAAAGACACUUCCUGCCCUUCACUUUGAGAAACGACAGAUUUGUUAACGCUGAGGGAGAGAGUUGUUAUUUCAGCUGACGGAGACUAAACUCACUGCUCAGCAACAGACAUUAUUCUUCACUCUCAAGUGGUCUGUCAGGCUGCAUACCGAAGACUGUUGGACUGUUAAAGA
Messenger RNA from Paralichthys olivaceus (Japanese flounder), 1303 nucleotides. RefSeq names its product growth differentiation factor 5 (gene gdf5). The record is from RefSeq and is a predicted model, not a curated record. Gene Ontology annotation, molecular function: cytokine activity; growth factor activity. Lineage: Eukaryota; Metazoa; Chordata; Actinopteri; Pleuronectiformes; Paralichthyidae. Gene Ontology annotation, cellular component: extracellular region.